Biomphalaria glabrata is the source of this 4436-nucleotide messenger RNA. RefSeq lists its product as uncharacterized. Gene Ontology annotation, cellular component: extracellular region. Gene Ontology annotation, molecular function: cytokine activity. The transcript has 5 exons. The record is from RefSeq and is a predicted model, not a curated record. Bases 384 to 905 code for a protein of 173 amino acids. NCBI's taxonomy places the organism in Eukaryota, Metazoa, Mollusca, Gastropoda, Planorbidae.
AUUGGUCUGUAGAAAUCUUGAGGCUUAUAAAAGGCAAUGCUGUCAGGCGCUUUAGUAUUAUUCCAUUAUUUAAGCUCGUAUGUUAAAAACUAAAUUAACUCUCUUAUUUGGCUUAAUUUGGACUUUCACAUUUCCAAUUGUGAAACAAAUUUAUAAUAAUUACUUUAAAAAAAAGUUUUUUAAAAUCUCAAGAAAAACUGAAAACUAAACAUUAUAACUCACAACUGUAAUACAAUAGUUCGUACGGUUUAAAUAGUUUUAAUGUUGAAGUGACGGAUUUUCUGUACAAAUAAAAAUUGCUUCAAAAGAGAAAUCUGCAGAAAUAAGAUAAAGAAUAAAUAUACCAAUCAAGUUGAGUUCACUCGUUGAAGACAUCGCAAUAAAUGGAGAAAGAGCUCUUCAAUGUCCUCUGUGUGACAGUUCUACUGCUCACUAACUACUGCAUGUCAACGCCUGCUCAUCAUUGCAUGGAGCCAUCGGAUGUGGAGUUGCUAGCACUUUACAAGACAUUGAGAGAAGGGAGGUUCGAUUCUUCUGCUGUCACUCAGAAACUCCAAGAGAAGAGCACCACCACGCACAUCAUCCCCAUUAACGGGAAAGCCACUUCCAAGCAGAACAUGGAACUAUGUCAGUGCAACACCAAAGACGAAAUCAACUUUGACCCCCUGAGAGUUCCUAAAGCCAUUCCUCAGUCAUCGUGUGACAAGAUGAAUCAACACAAGUUUCCCGCCAAGCCAGACAGCAACAGAACGUACCACGCGGAAUGUAAAGAUGUGCACCAUGAGAUGUUUGUCUACAGAAGAGGCAACUGUCACCAAAAUAUCUACCAAUACACUCUACAGAAAGAAAGAAUUAAAGUUGGCUGCUCUUGUUUCAUUAGACCAAACUUCGAUUCAUCCAACUAAAACAAAAAAAAAGGUGUAUGUUUCAUUUCUGUUUGUCUAAACGAUUGACCAAUAGUAAAUGCAUUUAUUGUUAAUUUAUGUAGAUAGUGGGACAAAUGUCAAUAUCAUUUUGUGGUCUUUUAUGAUUGGAUUAUUAGAACAACUAGUCAAAACAUGAUUAAGGUAAUUGAAUGAAAAGUAGACCUACCUAUCAUCAAAUACCUAUCAUAACUCAGUCAUAAUGUCACUUUAUGUGAUAAAUGCUCAGUCAUAACAUCAAUAAUCAUAUUUAUUAUAUGUCGUCACUCAUUUACAUAUAGCUCUAAUUAUGUGUAUGUUUUAAUGAAUUAAAAAAUUUAAUGCUUUUUUUUAUAUAUACAACCAACUGUUUUUUUUCAUUAAAGUCACUAACCUAAUUUACUAUAAUUGGGCUCCAUCUUAUGUCUGGUGAAUUUAACUUUUGAUUCCAACUCGGCAAGAUUUGUAAGAUAUUAGACUGAUGAGAUUUACAUGAUCUGAUUGAAUUGAAUUAAAAUGGUAAAAUUAUCUGCCCAAUAAAUCCCACGGUCUGAAAGGGGUACCUUUAAUAAUUGAAUUAAAAUGGUCACAUUACCUGCCCAAUAAAUCCCACGGUCUGAAAGUGGUAACUUUAAUUUUUGGAUUAAAAUUGCCACAUAGACUAGAUCUAUUCGAAUGGUUUAAAUGAAAAUAUUUUUAAUACUUAUUUUAGCAGCUUUUCAGAUAAAUUUCUGUGUUAUGGUUUGUUCUUGUACCUUUUCUACCAACCUGUUGUUUUCAAAAUCGUUUAACUCUAAAGUCUAUGACUAUUAGCAGAUGAUUUCGUCCAUCUCUGUCUGAGUCUCGAUCUUGUUCUCACUUGUAGCGUGUGUUACUUCAAUGUCACACUUUGUUAACACCAACUCAAUGCAUGCGAGUGUUCACUUAGUUGUAGGACAGUGUUGUUUCUUCUUUUAAGUCCACAGAGUUCUUAGGUUCAUUUUGGAGAUGGUACAGUUGACUUAAUGUUUUGUUACUUUUGACAUACAGCAUAAAUAAAUCAUUUGAUUAAGUCUUUUCAGAUACCAUCAUACACUUGCGAUUUGUUAUUUUAGAAUAAACAUCAUUGAUUGUAAGUCUUGUUACUUUAGAGAGCCUUUCAUUGACUUAUGUUGUUUUUGUUAAUUUUGAGAUACCAUCGUAGACUUAUGUUUUGUUAACUUAAUGUUGACAGUGUUGACUUAGUAUUAAUGUUUAGCAGUGGCAUAGCUAGGGUGGGGGGAGGAGGGGGAGAAUUUGAAAAUCCCCCCCUGGCCCCCACUUGACGGGGGCCCUCAAAUGAGUGUUUUUUUACAUUAAAAAUUAAAUAUUACGAAAAAAUGCAGGGGCCCCCAAAGAGAUCAAGCCCCCGGGCCUCCAAGCGAUGGAAAAUUCCUAGCUCCGUCCCUGAUGUUUAGCCGACUUUUAAAUUCAACAACGAUAAGACGUGCAUAAUACUACGAGUAUUGGCUCUGUAGGUUAUAUCUUUUAGUUAGUUUCAACUUGAUCAGCCAAUACUUGAAAUCUUUGUCAUUAAUCUUUCUUUAUUAUUUUUAAUUUUUGAAUGCAUGAUUUUGUUAUGCUUUUCACAUUCCAAACUAAUGUAUUUAUAUUUGUAUCAUUACUAUUAUACGCUCUAUUUUAACGUGACAUAAUGCACUUUACUUUGUGUUUAUGAAAGGGGAUUUUUUUACCCUUUUCAUAUCAAGGAUCUGUUACGUUUUUAUUAUUCACGUGAAAUAUCUUCUAUUAUUACAGUUAAACCUACAUGGCUGAAAAAUUAUAAAUAGGCUAGCUUUUUAUUUUUUGCGUAUCCGGUUUAUAUAAUAAAGGAAGUAUUUAUAAGCUAAGCUUUUUAUCUGUGAAGGUAUAGGAUAACUUUAAAGCACAUUUUAACACUGCAGAAUCAAAUGUCCAAGCUCGUCCGUUUAUAGCACACGUAGGCAGCAUUCGACUUCCAUCUAUGACCAAACUUAUUAAAGACACAUGCGCAACUAACUAGCGGUAAUAAAGGAGGUUUAAUACGAAUAUUAUCUUACACGCAUUGAGAUAUUAUUGAAAUCCUAGCACAAUUCUUUUUUAUUAUUAUUGAGUGAAGUUUAGCGUCCUUGACAUUGCUUGGUUUAUCGUGGAAAAUCUCCACUAGACGUCUGCGUGAAUCAUCACCAGGGAUUGAUUUGUGAUUUGUAAGUCGACUAGCUCUUGUUACUAUAGUUUUAUUUCAGAAAAUCACGAGAAAUGAAUUGGAAAAUGAUUUGAAAUAAAUAAUAAGUCUCAUACGUUAAUAAAAUGUAUUUAUUAGAAAAACAUUUUAUUCCUUUAUUUUUCAGUAAUACGGCUCUCUGUACUAUCGCUCAAUAUUUCAAUGCGAUUUUCUAAAGCGUUUAGCUUAAUAGAUAUAAGCAGACUCUAGGAGAAAAAUGUAUUGUUCACUGCAGUAGCUACCGAAAUAAUCGAUUCAACCGGAAUAGAUCUGCAAUUUUUAUAUUUUCGCCUUAUUUGGGCAAUUUAUUAUAGAUCCUUUACAUUGUUUAAAUGUAUAAGUUUUUGUUUUGUUUUAAAGUUAUUUUUUUUAAAUGAUUCUAUAGUCAUAUUAACAUUGUAUGCCUGUAGGCAAUGACAUUGCACUACUCAUUUAGUUUUUGUGAAAUCAGCAUCCAGUGAAUCACAUAAGGAUCUCCAACAAAGUCACAGUUAACAAGUUCAAUAAGUACGAUAUAUAUAUAUAGCCUUAGAUUCAUGCUGACAACUAUAACUCUACACUAAUCCUACUCAAUGAUAAAAUCUAUUUUAUAGGUAUAUAAAUAUAGACAAAGUUAAUAAUCUAGGUGUUUUCAAGUCUUUUAAUGACCAGCUUUUGAUCGAAUAAAACAUUGAUCAUCGUUAUCUGUCCUUUGACUCUAGACAUAGGUGUGCUUUCACAGUUCGCGUAAUCAAAUUCUUCCACUUUUCCGGAUCAACAACUGUAAUUAGCAGGAUAUCUAGAUCCAGGCCGAUCCAUUCUUUUAUAUCGUCCAGCUAGUUGUUUUUUUAUAGACGAUCCCAUCUUUGUGCUCCCUUCUCUAUACCUUGAAGGAUGACUCUUUACAGGGAGUCAUGUCUUAAAAAUUACAAACCCAGCUCAGCUUUCGACUUUUGACAGUUUUGAGGUGUUCUUCCUUUUUGCAAGCUAGAGUGUUGACUUGUUAUAGUGCAAACUUAUUUGUCUUCUUUUCCUGCUAUCUGAUACUAGUCAAAUAUUUUGUUUUGUUUUAUUUACGCUCAUAUAAAAUCAGGUCAUAAAAUUCUAAUCUAGAUCUAAUUGCGUCAUUGGCCUGUUUGGCACAAUGAAAAGGUCGGUAACCGGCCAAGUCCUCUGUAUUGAUAUAGAUUUAAAUAAUUGUACAAAUAGCGAUCUGUCUCACAAGUAUUAUUUGAAUAGCAUGAAAGUAUUUAGUGUACAUGUAUAUAUAAAUUAGUUCGUUGUGUGCAUUCAUUUGUGUCGUGCUAAGUUGAAAUAAAAAGAGAUAUCUGUCG